Sphaeroforma arctica JP610 is the source of this 5153-nucleotide messenger RNA. RefSeq lists its product as hypothetical. Bases 1 to 5073 code for a protein of 1690 amino acids. The transcript has a single exon. The record is from RefSeq and is a predicted model, not a curated record. Lineage: Eukaryota; Ichthyosporea; Ichthyophonida.
AUGGAUGCUGAGCAUUCCACUCACUCGCCCCGUGGGUCGCCAGCCACUACCGAAGACACGCAUAAGUCAGAUAAAUGUACAUCGUAUGAGUCUCUAACCAUCGAGUCGACUCCCGCAGACAGCCAACACGUGGCAGUGGCAGAGGCAGUAGUAUGUGGUUCAUUGUCGGAUACAGCAACUAUCGACAGUCACAUGGGCCGACGGCAGAUAGCGGUUGGGGUCAAUAUUUCUUCAGUAGAUGUGAACGUUUCUGCUGGUGCUUCUAGUGUGUUGGCCGUUGUGCGGCUGGAUGAGUGUGCGCCACCCACGGCGGUGGUGUCGGUUAGGGAUGGGCACGCAAACACGUCAGCGCAGGCUGUGAGUGGUGUGUUGGAGAGCAGUAACACACCACCAACGUCCUUGGCACAGCAGCAAGAGUCUUGGCGUUGUGGGGGGCCAAGUGCAGAAAAUCGUGCGUCUAUCAAAGGGUCUCCGCUGACAAAUCACCCGGUAUCGGCACGUCACUUAACGGAGCAGUAUAUACAAUCGCAUGAGCUCGAUACUAAAUCUGAUGAGACAGUAGCCGGGCAACCCCAUGAUACUAGCCACUAUCAGAUAACCACUAACACACCAGCCGACACUGUGUCUCCACAGACGUGUGCCUCCGUUGCAAACGUCUGGACACAGCGCCAAACACGCGGUCAUUUGCUAGUGAUGCGGAGACGCUAUGCGCAGAGACGGUCGCAGGACAUCGUUGUCUACGAUGAACUAGGAAGACCCAUACUCACACACGCAGUGGGAGGUGACAGUGGGGCGCGUGUGCUGGUGUGUGAGCCGAUCAGGGUACCACCGCAGGCUACUAUGGCCGACGACUGUGUGAGUAUAGACAGACCUGCGGCAGAGGCUGGUAGCAGUACAGGAAACCGGGACGUAUACCGGGACGGUGUAGAAGCUUGUACCACAUCGGUGGACGAUCGUUCAGUAGGGGUCACGGCUACCUCGCCAGGUACUAUGAAGGGCACAUCUGGAUUUGCAGCUGAUAGGGAGACACCUUUAUAUGAGGGUGCUACUGAUAGGGGGGCACCUUCAUAUGAGGGUGCUAUGCACGGCGAUGGGAUGGAGGGUGGUACUGUCCAUGUUGACGGACCUAUUAAUGGGCCAGAGUCUGGGCCGAAAUCCAGCACACGCAUGCGGGAGCAGAGUGCUGUAGAUUAUACUCAGGGUGACCAGAGUAUAACGGCUACUGGCACAAGCAUGGGUGAGCAGAGUGCUGCAGAUUAUACUCAGGGUGAUCAGAGUAUAAAGGCUACUGGCACAAGCAUGGGGGAGCAGAGUACUGUAGAUUUGGAGAUGCAGAUGGAUGCGCUUGAACAUGCCGUCGCGUGCAGGGAAGAACUUCUAUCAGGCGAAGAGGAACUAGCGGUUGAGGCGUUGGAAACCAUGGCAACCGUAUGUGGAUCGCCAAUCAAAGAGGGUACGGCAAAGGGCAGUGCGGAGAGUCCGGCUGUGUCGACGUCCGAUUUUGGUCUCACGUUGGACACCGAUGAUGACGAACCCGAACUACUGGCUACGGAAGUAGAUGGUGGAGAUAUAGCAGACACAGCGGCACUCCGGGAAAUGAAGACAGGCAUUGGAUCACUCAGUGCUACACCAUUGGCUGAUUCAUGUCCGAAAUCACCUCUACAGACCGCAAUCGGUGAGGUGGCAUCUGCAGCUGCUGCUUAUGAAUGUGCCCGUGAGUCUGUGCGAUCGUCGAUAUCACCGCACCAAAUCGCAGUCACACCACCCGACACUACGCAAACAGAGACGGGCCACACGAACACUACUACGCUGGCUAGCGCACGGGGAUGCGAUGGUAGUCGCAUUGCUGAUGAAAAGGAUGAUGGUGCAUUUGGGAGACCGAGCCCAGGCUGUGUCCGAAAUAGCUCACAAUGGAGCCAGGAAUCUGUGGCAGGGUCGCACGCUUGUGGGUGUGCCGACUGUGCCGUUUGUUCAGAUGGGCGUGAGCGCAAAGCUCUGCGUUCUACUCCAACGCUGCAUCCAGUGUUUAGGAUCGCUUCGAAGCUUUUGUCCGAUGUCCAAGAUACACGUGACAGCACAGAACACCAUACCGUAUCGAGUGAGUGUGGGGUUGAGAGGGUAUCUGAUGGAACUCGAGAUACCACUACGCCUAUAUAUACAACUGAACCCAAUACAGCAGUCAAGGAACUGGGGCGAAAUGUUGUAGAUCCUCAUCUCGCAUCUUCCAGUCCCGAUGCGAAACAUCAGGAACCCCAUGAUUCAGAAACACAAGACGCCUCUAGUAAAUGCGCCUCUGUGGGAGAUGGUCGCUCACCGAUGGAAGGUGCUGUGGAGCAUACGGAGUUUGAUACACCCACUGAUGACCCAAAGGGCAUCACUUGCCCAUCAGAGGUGUCUGCUGCAACAUCAGGUGCAAUGUCUGCGCAGGAAACGGCAGUCAAGUCACAGAGUGUGGUGGACGAAGGGGACAUACCGACUGUGCUGGCGGGAGCAGACGCGAGCGGUGAGCGUGGAGUUCAAUUAGAGGGUGACCCAAUCUCACAGCGACACAAUAGAGACGACACGAACACGGCACAGCAUGCACCCAAAAUAGAACGCUUGCCUGACGCCAGUACCCUGGCAGAAAGGGGCGGACGUAGCGAAGGUAGCCAUAGGGACGGUAGGCGAUAUAGCCACGCGCGUAUCGACCCAACCAAAGGAUCGGUGGAUGCGUAUGGGUACGGUGGGGUCACUGUGCACGCAAGAAGCGACAGUGGUGUGGACACGGGCCAGCCAAAUGAUGGGUAUACUGCGUGCAGUAACCGUAAGCGCAUGAGGAGCGAGGCAGAUGCACAGCCACCCCCUGGGCGGACUACGCGAAACAAGAGUGACGAUAAAGCACUCGAGAGAGGGGAGGGACUGAGCCCAACGGGUGGUGGUAUGGGAUUAUCAACCCAGGGUGUUGAUAAGGACGCAAGGGUUGGUGUGCAGGAUGCAUCGUUGGCUGACUUGGGGCUCGUCGCUGUGCCGAAAUGCACUGGCGAACAUCCGUCACACGCAAGGGCAGCCACACCAUCGCAACUAGUUACCACUGAGCGCUCACCAGUUAGUAGCGAGUUAGCUACUGUUGACGAGCGUAAAGAGGAGCGCAGCGCUAGUUGCGAUAUAGUUUCUCAAAGUACGGGUGACACGCUCUGUGUGGCGUUGGAUGGGCCACACACCCUGACAUCUGAGAAGGAGGUGCGGUUGGAUGGGUUGAAAGGGGACACUCCACAGCACACGGUAACGGCUGGUCAAGGCCAGGACACCAACGGAGACACUCUGUGCAGAGACGGGACAGACCUGGUACAGGAUGUAACCACACGCACAGAGGAUGUAUUUCGUACGGAGGGAGGUGCACACAAUGUAUUUGACUUGUGUUCUCUCACGCAGCCGGGAAAAGUAUACGGCGAGAUUACUUCAGAUACCACACUUGAGGUUGAAGGCAAGGAACAUGAUACAUCCCUGACCAGUAUGCCCCGGGCUGAUUGCGGACAUACACACCAAUUGUCAGAGAUAUCGGAGCCAUUGACAACGUCUGCUUCAAAGACAAAGACAAAGCCAAAAUCAACGCCAAAACCAAGGCCAAAGUCAAAGCAAAAGUCAAAACCAAAGCCGAAAGCCAGAACAAACCCCAAGCCAACGUUUACUUCAGAAUUCAAUACGAAAUUCAAGUUUGAUGAGUUUCUGUGGCAGAGUGGGCCAUAUACGCGAUCUCAAGCAGCAAGUGAGCACGACCGCUCACCCGCAGUCAAGGCUACGCACACACCUGAGGUACAAAGUACGAGCCAGCAAGGCCGAGGACGAGGGGACUCCACAUAUGGCAAAAAGGUUGGCAGGCAAAAGAAAGGGCAUACUGGCCCCACCAACGACUCUACACCACAGCAACCGACCGAGACACUGAACACACAGCCCCAGAAGGCCAGCACUACCAACACAGCGCACCGCAGAAAGCGUGCAUAUGCAUCGGAUAUGGAUGCAGAUGGCAAGGAGACUCAGCCACAGAAGAGAACGAAACAGGCGAAGCAGGCAAAGCAGGCGACUGCCAAAGGGAAGGCAGCAGCCGAUCCCGAACAGACCUAUGGCCACGCGACAGUGCCCAAAAUGGUAGUGAGUAUAUGUGAGCAGACGUCUGUCGAAACGGACGGUGUGGUGAGAGAGAUGGGGACACAGCCAGCUGACACGAGCAGUGCCGCUACAUACACUUCUACACACACCUUGGCAGAGACUGGUAAGAGAGGGAAGAGUGGGAAAGCCAACCCCAGAGUGUCUGCUAAGGCGCGUACCGGUCAGGCUGUUAAAAUUAAAACAGCUACGCCUGCGCACGCCAAAGUGUCAUCGCAUAGACCAGAAGGGGACCGUCGGGUGAGCAAGCGUGUGAAGUGUCACACGCUGGAUACGCAGGGCUUGUCACAGGCACUGACUACAGACACGGUGCAUGGCACGCAGCCGUGUCGGCUGAAAAUGAUUGGGCCCCGCGCACAGUCACUUGAGGAGGCGCAGGAAGAUGCUGUUAUGAGCGGGUCGGGGGAUACAGCUGGAGCUAAGGCUACUGAGAGAGAGGUGGGACUUUCUGUCUGCGAGACAGAGGAGCACAAAGGGGUGCGACAAAGUGUGGACAGUACAGACCCUGUCCGUGUGAGUGGUGCCGAGGUGCAACGAGUGACGGGUCAUACUAUCGGGGAGGAUGAAGAGGAGAUACUGUGUGGGGAAAUUAUAGGCCUUGGGCGUGUGAGCACUACGGGAAUACAUGCGGAUGAAGCUACGGGUGCGCACGCAGGAGCUACCCGCGUACACCCACAGCAGACAGCACACACGCCACCACUCACACAACCAGAACAUGCGACAGCCGCACUGUCAACACAGAACACGCCACAGACGACCCAGACACCAGAAACACCGUACGUGUCACAGACACCGCAGACUCAAUUCACAGAGCACGCACGGCAGAGAGGCCAUACACCACAGGUGGAACAGGAACAGUUGUCAGAUACACCACAUGUGCCACAAACAGCACAGGCACUGCAUGCGGUACAGACAGCACACACGCCAUAGACAGGCCAGCCAUCAGAGAGAGUGUGCACUCCCCAGACACUUCCAGCGACACGGAUCACGCACACCUUACAAUCAGCCGA